Messenger RNA from Sporothrix schenckii 1099-18, 1749 nucleotides. Its product is annotated as FF domain protein. The transcript has a single exon. Gene Ontology annotation, molecular function: transcription coregulator activity; RNA polymerase binding. NCBI's taxonomy places the organism in Eukaryota, Fungi, Ascomycota, Sordariomycetes, Ophiostomatales, Ophiostomataceae. The record is from RefSeq and is a predicted model, not a curated record. Bases 1 to 1749 code for a protein of 582 amino acids. Gene Ontology annotation, cellular component: nucleus.
AUGGCUAAUCCGACAGGGGCGGCACCACCAGCUGCCUCAUCCUCCAUAUCCUCUUCGGCCGCAUCUCCGCCGUCUCUCCCGCCUCUGCCGCCGGGCUGGAUGGAGAACAAGGCACCCACCGGCCAUACAUACUACUACAAUGCACAGACACGGGAGUCGACCUACCGCCGGCCCAUGCCGCCGCCGCCCGCACCGCCACCACCGCCACUGGGAGGACCGGCACGAGCACCGCCCGUUCCUCUGGCCUUUGCGCACAACCAACCCGUUCCUUCACAUCCUUUCCCGGGCCAGCCUCCACCUGGCUCACACGGCCCGCAGGCGCCGUUUCUCCGCCUGUCCGACCCUCGCGUCGCCAAUGCCUUUAUGGCUCAGCACAAUGCAGCCAACCAUCCACAACAGGCCGGAGGACGAGGUGGACGGGGUGGCCGAGGAGGUUUUGGUGGACGCGGCGGCCGCGGCGGUGGCAACGACCGUCCCCGGCCGCAGCCGGUCGACAAACCCCGGUCACGCAUUGCCAUUCCCGGCCACGAGCCGUGGGUCUUGGUCUACACAAAGUAUGGACGGCGGUUUGUCUUCAACACGGCCAAGAACGCGAGCUACUGGCGCAUCCCCGAAAAGCUGAUGCCCGCCAUCCUCGAGCUGGACAAGGCGGGCAUCCAGAAGAAGGUGGAGGCGGCCAUGGGCGGCAAACGAGAACCAACCGAGCCAGGCGCAACGACCAGCACGGCAGAAAAAACAGACAAGCCAAACGCGCCUCUCGUGGACGAUGACCUUGGCUCGGACUACGAAGAGGUCGAAGUGACGGACGACGAAGACGAAGAGGGGGCGAGGGGUGGCGAUAGUGACAACGGCGACGGACCGCGCAAGAGACAACGAACAGACGACCCAGACAGCGAACCGUAUGACGAAGAAGGCUACGCCGACAUCGCCAACAACGCCAACACGGCCGACCGCGGCGGCCCCAUCGAGUUUAGCGAGGCCGACAUUGCCUACCAACUGGCAGCCGCUGCUGCCGAGUACGACGACUAUGGCGAGGAGGAGUACGGCGAAAGCGAAUACGACGCGCAAGAAGAAGAGGGAGACGGCGACGGCGGCGACGAUAAAGAUAACGACAACGAAGACGAUGAAGACGACGGCCCGUCCCAGUUCCGCGCGCUGCUCGACGACUUCCACAUCAACCCCUUCAGCCCCUGGGAGAAGCUCAUUGAAGAGGGCAAGGUCUUUGACGACCCGCGCUACACGGCGCUGCCCAACAUGAAGACGCGCCGAGCCGUCUGGGAGGCCUGGUCGCGCGACGCCAUUGCCCUGCGCAAGGCCGAGAAGGAACGGCAGGCGGCAGAGGACAGGGCGCGCGCCGCCCAACGGGACCCCCGCGCGCCGUACCUGCAGCUGCUGCAGGACCGCGCGACGCCCAAGCUCUACUGGGCCGAGUUCAAGCGCAAAUACCGCAAGGAGCCCGGCCUCAAGGACACCGUCGCCCCCCACAAGGAAAAGGACAAGGAGAAGCUGUACCGCGAGUACGUGGCGCGGCUGAAGCUGCCGGCGGCGGCGCGCAAAGCCGACCUGACGACACUGCUCGAGUCGCUGCCGCGGUCCCUGCUGCACAACCAGACCGACACCGCCACCGGCCUGCCACGGGAGCUGACGGGCGACCUGCGGUACGUGGCGCUCGAGCCCGCCGUGCGGGAUGCGCUGGUGGAGGCGUUUGUCCGGACAGCAGGGCCGCCGCCCGACGAGGGAACGAGAUAA